Molecule: messenger RNA, 1017 nt
Organism: Penicillium alfredii
Lineage: Eukaryota; Fungi; Ascomycota; Eurotiomycetes; Eurotiales; Aspergillaceae
Product: aromatic alcohol reductase
Exons: 2
Coding region: 1-1017 (338 amino acids)
Molecular function (GO): oxidoreductase activity
Source: RefSeq, a predicted model, not a curated record
AUGUCCAAGUACGCCAAAAACCAGUCCGUCGGCUUUAAGAACGACAUCGAAAAAGUCGCCAUUGUUGGCGCUGGGGGUACUAUUGGAUCGCAUAUUUCCAAUGCCCUUCUAGCGACCGGAAGACACACAGUCACGGCCCUUUCCCGUGAAGGCAGCGGUAACAAACUCCCCGAGGGCGUCCGAGUCGCCUUUGUCGACUACGAUGAUGAGGCCACCAUUGUUGCCGCCCUCAAAGGCCAGCAAUUUUUGAUCAUCACCAUGGCCCCCACCGCGCCCCGGGACACCCACAGCAAGCUUGUCCAGGCGGCCGCCAAGGCCGGAGUUCCCUAUAUCAUGCCGAACGGGUAUGGCGCCGACAUUGACAAUAUUCAACUCGGUGAAGAUACAUUGCUGGGGCCCAUCGCUAAGGCCAACAGGGAUGAGAUUGAGAGGCUCGGCAUGCAGUGGAUCACAGUGUGCUGUGGGUUCUGGUACGAUUACAGCUUGGCGGGUGGUGAUGCGCGCUUUGGGUUCGACUUUGACAAGCGUACCCUAACAAUCUAUGACGAUGGCAACACCAAGACCUCGACGUCGACUUUGUCGCAGGUUGGGCGCGCUGUGGCCAAGGUCUUGAGCCUCAAUGAGCUUCCCGAGGAUGAAAACGAUAAGAGCCUUACUCUGUCGACAUUCCUCAACAAAGGCGUGUACCUGAAGAGCUUUGUGAUCAGCCAGAACGACAUGUUUGAAAGUGUCAAGCGUGUCACCGGCACGACCGAUGCCGACUGGACGAUUUCCCAUGAGGAGAGCAAGAAGCGAUACGAGGGUGGCCUUGCGCAAGUGAAAGUGGGUAACAUGGCUGGUUUUAGCAAGAUGCUGUACGCAAGAGCUUUUUACCCCGAUGCUUCCUCCAACGAUCUCUCAGCCAAGGCGCAGAAUGAGUUGCUUGGAUUGCCGGAUGAGAGUCUGGACGAGUCGACCAAGGUGGGGAUAGACUUGGUCAAAGAACUGCAGCUUCGUGUCGAGCGUAUGGCGGCCUAG